Molecule: messenger RNA, 2090 nt
Organism: Spirodela intermedia
Lineage: Eukaryota; Viridiplantae; Streptophyta; Magnoliopsida; Alismatales; Araceae
Source: the annotation of a GenBank genome assembly
AUGGCAUUCACAAAAAACAUUGGGAAUCUGCUUAAACAAGCGGCAUCUUCAAGUCCAUCUUUAUUCCAAGCAAUACGAUGCAUGUCCUCCUCAAAACUCUUUAUCGGAGGUAAGAAUCACCCCUCUGUCGGCAUUUCUAAUGUUAAAUCCUUCCAGCUUUCCCUGAGAGGUUGUAGACGUUCUCUAUUGAUAUGCUCUCUAGGCUGUAUGUGCUUCUAUCGUUGCUUUCUUGAGCGGCCUAUGAACUGUCUGCUUCUUUUCUCGUAGGGCUCUCAUACAAUACUGAUGACCAGAGUUUAAGAGAAGCAUUUACUAGCUAUGGGCAGGUCAUUGAAGGUAGAUGGAAAGUCCCCUUGCUGUGUUAUCUUAAGCAUCUGUAUCCCACAGGAGGGCUAAUCUGAAAUGCCUUUGUACAGCAAGAGUUAUCAUGGAUCGUGAAACGGGUAGAUCUAGAGGAUUUGGCUUUGUGACCUUCACAUCCAGUGAGGAAGCUUCUGCUGCUAUCAGCGGAAUGGAUGGAAAGGUACUUUCGUCGUAAAUAUUUUAUUAUCAAGUUCAGAAAUGAAUUGCACAUUGCGCUAUCUGUCUAAGAUGCGCAUCCUAGGUUCCUGAUACGGUUUGAGAAUGUGAUAUCUGCAUAUUUUUUGGCUUCCGAUUAGAUGCUUUUCCCGCUCAUUUGUUGCAUCCUACACCUAGUUCUUCUCACAUUAGCGAUAAAAUUAGUUAGUUUUCCAUUUCAACUGAGAGAAAAGCGUCAGCUCCAUCUUAUUGGGUACCAUCGGAAGUUUCUAUUUUCCCAGCUCUGGUCCCUGCCACUACGGAUCCCUUGGCUGUAGCUUUGGUGAUAAAUUUUAACUUUUUUUUUACACACAUUAAUGUGAUCUAUUUCACUAAUUUUCUGGUGGAAUGAUAUUUCGUUAAUUAGCAGAGCUGGCUGCUGUAACAGUGGCAUUAAGUAUUUAAAAAAUGAUUAGAUUAUAUCUACUCAAAUCUUUAUUGACAGCAGACUUUUAGUGCCCAGCUACCGGGAAUUAUGAUCCUGAGAUCGAAAUGAUGAGGAAUACCCGUGGCAUCAAUUUAAAACUUUUUAAACUUCCUUUUCUCGUGUUUUCUUAUUUUUAAUCAAUGCCCUUUUCGUAUUUUUAGAUUAAUUGUGGUGUGGGAGACACCAACCAGUAUACAUAUAUAAUCAUUAUAUACAUAUGUAAUGAGGAAUCAUUAUGCGUUUGCAUGGACCCAUUUACAUACCCACACGUGGGAUGAUCCUGGAUUAACCACGUGACAUCGAAAAAGGGUUUUGAGUACGACUCUAUCUUAACCUAACAGAGAUCGGCCAUUCUUCAUGAGGUCCUCAGAAUAAUCUGAAGUUCCCUCAGAAAGCACUUUCUGCAGGUAAAGCUGAAGACUGAACAUGGGGAGACUUGCUAAUAUACUCAAUUGUUGUUUUUCUUUCAAUGAUAAUGCUGCUCAUAUUUCUGAGAUGAUCUUGGGAUUGCCUUUCUUACUUAAUUAUCCAGUUCUUGUCAAAUUAUGCUGAUUGCAUCUGAACUAUUCUCAAGGAUCUUCAUGGGCGCUGGGUGAGGGUGAACUAUGCCACCGACCGGGCACGAGGUGGCGGUGGUUAUGCUGGUGGCGGUGGCUAUGGCGGCGGUGGUGGAAGCUAUGGCGGCGGUGGUGGAAGCUAUGGAGCUGGUGGUUAUGGUGGUGGCGGCGGCGGUGGCUAUGGCGGUGACAGCUAUGCCAGUGGUGGCGGCGGUGGUGGGGGCUAUGGCGGCGACAGUUAUGCCAGUGGUGGUGGCAGUGGUGGUUACGGUGGCGGUGCCGGUGGCUAUGGUGGUGGCAGCGCUGGUGGUGGCGGAGGGAGCUAUGGUGUCGCUGGAGGAAGUUAUGGGAACGACAGCUUCUCUGCCGGCAGUGGCGGCCCUGGAUUCGCCGAUGCCGGAAGCUUUGCAAGUGGCAGCGCCGCCGAUCAGCCCGGCAGCAGCAGCCAAGGAUUUGGAGGCCAACAGAGCAACAACGCCUUUGAAGAAGACUUCGCCGGCGACAUUGACGACGACGAGCCGGAGGGCUACGCCGAUAAGAGGAGCUGA